CCAACUUUGGACACCCCUGUAGUAGGGUAAAAAAAAAAACAGUCAAUUUCUCCCAGAAUAUAAAUUAGCACUACAUUCCCCAGACGUCUCAACGAAAGGUCAUAAUCACGCAUGCGCAAACUAGAUGGAACGACGGCAAGGAAGUUGGGACUUGAGAAGCACAGUCGCGUGCUGUUUUUUGGUGGGUCAUUUGGAAUAAAUGUGCGGAGAAAGCCCGGCACGGGAGCUGGAUGUAUACGGAUAAAAACUGAAAACAAAUGUAAAUUGGAGGAGCCGUUCAAGGGAAACGGGGGACAGAAACAUUGUGAAGACCCUUCUUUUGUCUUGUACAAAAACCCUUUAAGUUCAGAAGACAAGACAAACCCACAUUCUGGUUCCCACCACGUUGCCAUAUGCUAGCAUCUCUCCAAACACAAACACAUUUUGACCAGAAUUUCCUUUGAUACCCAAAGGUUCAAGACGAACCCGGUUUUUACCUCAAUGGAGUAUUUCAUGACCAAAAGGAGAAACCGUAGAGGUAGCAGUUACCUCUGCAUCAGCUGGGAAAUAGCCUAGCUCAGGUCAGCACAGUGCUGCCAGCCUCUCCCUGAUUGGUCCUUGACCCCUCCCUCCCCCUGCCCCCCACAGAACUCCCCAGUCUAUCCCCACUUUCCUAGUUUUCUGUCACGCAAACCUCUCUUAAGCCACCCGCCAUGUCAUCGGUCCGCUUCACGGUGACGCCCACCAAGGUUGAGGACCUCACGGGGCUGUCUGACACGUCGCCCGACAUCAGCUCCCGCCCGUCCGCCCACGUUCGCUUCGGCUCCAGGGAGAGCGUCAAUCGCAGUGACCCGGUGAGCGAGGGGUCCGCAGGUGGGACGAUGUUUGGAGGAAUGGGAGGGAACGAAACGCCGGACCGCAGCAGCAUAGACCAAGGGGAGGGGAACUCUAAGAUCUCCAGUGUUUACAUCAACAACAGUCAUGGGAUGGAUGACGAUGAAUUUUUCGACAGGAACUUGGCCUUAUUUGAGGAGGAGAUGGACACUAGGCCGAAGGUGUCUUCUCUGCUCAGCCGCCUGGCUAACUACACCAACUUGACGCAGGGAGCAAAGGAGCAUGAGGAGGCUGAGAGCAUCGGGGAAAAGAAGAAAACCAGCAAGUCGCCGCAGAUGGGGACGUUCAUGGGCGUCUACCUCCCUUGCCUUCAGAACAUCUUUGGAGUCAUCCUGUUCCUGAGGUUGACGUGGGUGGUGGGGACCGCCGGCGUGCUGCAGGCCCUCUGCAUCGUCUUCAUAUGCUGCUGCUGUACGUUGCUGACUGCUAUUUCAAUGAGCGCGAUUGCCACUAAUGGAGUUGUGCCAGCUGGAGGCUCCUACUUCAUGAUCAGCCGCUCUCUGGGUCCAGAGUUCGGAGGGGCCGUGGGGAUCUGUUUCUACCUGGGCACCACCUUCGCUGGGGCCAUGUACAUCCUGGGAGCCAUCGAGAUCUUACUGAUGUACAUUGUUCCUCAGGCAGAAAUCUUUAAAGGUGGCGGGGCGGCAGUGUUGAACAACAUGCGGGUCUACGGCAGCAUCUGUCUCCUCCUCAUGUCGCUGCUCGUCUUUGUUGGUGUGAAGUAUGUCAACAAACUGGCCUCCAUCUUCCUGGCCUGUGUCAUCGUCUCCAUCGUUUCCAUCUACAUCGGAGCGUUUGUCUCCGCUUUCCACGAGCAUAAAUUUACCGUGUGCAUGCUGGGAAAUAGAACCAUCAGCAGCCACGACCAGUGUAAUAAAACCGUCCCGGUGGGAAUCAAAGACACAACGGGGAACUUUGACAGCAACUUCACACUCGGCUACGAAAACAGCACAGCUGGACCAGUCGUUGUCCCCACCGCUGCGCCAGCUGCGGAGGAGAAACCCACACUUCUUUGGGAAGAAUUUUGCCACAGCACUGAACUCAACGCCACCUGUGAUGAAUACUUCACCGCUAAUAACUUCACUGAGAUUAAAGGGAUUCCUGGGCUGGCCAGCGGCAUCAUUUCAGAGAACCUGUGGAGCUCCUACAUCGGCAAAGGAGAGGUUCUGGAGAAAAGCUCGCUCAGCUCCUCUCAUUCGUCACCUCCAGCAUCACCAACUCAUCCAUACGUGUUCGCCGACAUCACCACCUCCUUCACCCUGCUGGUGGGCAUCUUCUUCCCUUCGGUCACAGGAAUCAUGGCUGGUUCAAAUCGGUCAGGAGAUUUAAAAGACGCACAGCGCUCCAUCCCCAUCGGAACCAUCCUCGCUAUCCUCACUACCUCUUUUGUUUACCUGAGCAGCGUCGUGUUGUUCGGCGCCUGCAUCGACGGCGUCGUCCUCAGAGACAAGUUUGGAGAGUCGGUUGACGGCACUCUGGUUGUUGGCACGCUGGCCUGGCCGUCUCCUUGGGUCAUUGUGAUUGGCUCCUUCUUCUCAACAUGUGGCGCAGGUCUUCAGUCGCUGACUGGCGCGCCACGACUGCUGCAGGCCAUCGCCAAGGACAACAUCAUCCCAUUUCUACGGGUCUUUGGACAUGGGAAAGCUAACGGCGAGCCCACCUGGGCUCUGCUCCUGACUGCGCUGAUAGCAGAGCUGGGGAUUCUCAUCGCCUCUCUGGAUCUGGUCGCUCCCAUCCUCACAAUGUUCUUCCUGAUGUGUUACUUGUUUGUUAACCUGGCCUGCGCCCUGCAGACGCUGCUCAGGACCCCAAACUGGAGGCCCCGUUUCUCCUACUACCACUGGACCUUGUCGUUUCUGGGGAUGAUCAUCUGCCUCGCUCUCAUGUUCAUAUCUUCUUGGUACUACGCAAUCGUUGCCAUGGUGAUCGCUGGCAUGAUCUACAAAUACAUUGAAUAUCAUGGGGCAGAGAAGGAGUGGGGAGACGGGAUCCGCGGUCUGUCACUCAGUGCUGCCCGCUAUGCCCUCCUGAGGCUGGAGGAGGGACCACCACACACCAAGAACUGGAGGCCCCAACUGCUGGUGUUGCUAAAGCUGGACGAAGAUGCUCACGUCAAGUCUCCGCGACUGCUGACGUUCGCCAGCCAGCUGAAAGCAGGAAAGGGCCUCACCAUCGUCGGCACGGUUGUCUCGGGAAACUUCCUGCAGACUUACGGAGAGGCUCUAGCUGCAGAACAGACUUUGAAGCAUCUCAUGGAGAAGGAACGGGUGAAGGGCUUCGUUCAGUGCAUAGUGGCUCAAAAGCCCCGUGAGGGAAUCAGUCACAUGAUCCAGUCGAGUGGCCUGGGAGGAAUGAAGCCCAACACAGUGGUGAUGGGCUGGCCGCACACCUGGAGGCAGAGCGAAGACCCGCAGGCCUGGAAGACCUUCAUCAAUACGGUCCGAGUGACCACGGCGGCCCACCUGGCUCUGCUGGUGCCUAAAAACAUCUCCCUGUUCCCCAGCAAUAGUGAGCCGCCCACCGACGGCUACAUCGACAUAUGGUGGAUCGUCCAUGACGGGGGGAUGCUGAUGCUGCUGCCGUUUCUCCUUCGCCAACACAAGGUGUGGCGUAAAUGUGGGAUGCGAAUCUUCACCGUGGCUCAGAUGGAGGACAACUCUAUUCAGAUGAAGAAGGAUCUGGCAACGUUUCUCUAUCACCUUCGUAUUGAAGCUGAGGUGGAAGUAGUGGAGAUGCAUAACAGCGACAUCAGUGCGUACACCUACGAAAGGACACUGAUGAUGGAGCAGAGGUCUCAGAUGCUCAGACAAAUGCGACUCUCUAAAUCAGACAGAGAAAAAGAAAGGGUGCGCUGGAGUUUUGACGAUGUGUAUCUCUCACCCAGGUUCAGGAGUACUGAAGGCCACACAUCAAACCCCAUCAAAGACGACAGAGACAGACAGGCCCAGCUGGUGAAGGACCGUAACUCCAUGCUGCGCCUGACCAGCAUCGGGUCAGAUGAUGAGGACGACACAGACGGCGGAGAGCGGGAUCGGCCGGUGAGCAGCAGCUCCGAGCACCACCGUCGCGUCCAGAUGACCUGGACCAAGGAGAAGACGGCCCAGUACAGAGCGGCGCACUCCGGCUGCUCCACACCCGAAGGCUUCAGAGACAUGCUGAGCAUCAGGCCGGACCACUCCAACGUCAGAAGGAUGCACACCGCUGUCAAGCUCAACGAAGUCAUCGUGAACAAAUCCCACGAUGCUCGGCUCGUCCUGCUCAACAUGCCGGGGCCCCCGAAGAACACGGACGGAGAUGAGAACUACAUGGAGUUCUUGGAGGUUCUGACGGAAGGAUUGGAGCGCGUCCUGUUGGUCCGAGGAGGCGGAAGUGAAGUCAUCACCAUCUACUCCUGAUUGGACAAGACACUGGAAGACACUGUUCAACAAGCAAGCCAAUCAUGGAGAAGACGGGAGAUGGGUUGGUUCUGUGUGGUCUGCGUGGGAUAGACCGUCACUGGCUGCAGCAUUGGUUGUCAUCCCACCAAACCUUUCAUCUUCACUGGUUUUCUGCCAUGAUGGUGGUUUCUACUCCAAUUAUGUUAAAUUGAGGAAAUGCCAACACAGUUCCACGAUUGAGCAACAAGAACCCAUAGCAAUCAUGUGUGUGCAUGUGUCUGUGUAUGUGUGUUUUUGUUUGUGGGAAUCGCUCACCUGGAAGAUCUUUGAACCGUUGAAGGGACCAGCAUUUUGUUCGAAGCAGGUGUGUUUAGGCAGUGGAUCAGUUAAAAUAAAUAUGAUCGGUCUGAAAACUACGCAGUUGUUCCACCAACGAAACUCAGGGUUUGCUUUUUGUACAGAAUGUAUUUUGGACGUUUGUUAGUUUGCUAUGCGAGACCUAAAUGUCUGGUAUCAAGAGGAGUAUUAUUAUUGAUUUUUUUUAUUAUUAUUUCGGAAGGCACAUAAAUGUUUGUUCCAGAAUUACACAUGGAGCAAAUAACCGUCAAGUUAAGAGUAAAGCAGAUAAUCUCUUGUAUCAUUUUCCAUCUACAGGAACAGAUGAACACCAAACUCAGCAUUUUAUUUUGUAGACAUUAAAGCUUGUGAUACAUCAACUUUAAAAUCAGUAUUGUUGCACAGAUGUCAGACUUUGCUGCUAUUUGUCUGAAACUAAUAGUGUAUUAGAAUACCUGUAUUUUUUUUUUUAUUAUUUAUCAAAUUCAGAAUGAAUUCCUUUUGGGUUUCUUUCAUUGAUGAACCAAAAUCUGAAAAUCAAUGUAAACUUGAGCACAAAUUGUUGUGAUGUAAAAUAAAAUUUUCUUGGGCCAAUUAUAAUGAUGGCUAAGUACACUCUCCCCAAACACACGCACACACACACUCCUAUCAAUUUCGUUCCAGCAUUUAAAGAACAAAACUUUUUUUAUGCGAAUAAAUACUUUCCUAGAGGCACAUAUCAUCGAUUAAUCGUUUAGAUGCGAAUACCGCUCUGGUGGCGGUUGGUUCGGUUGCUAUGACUGCAUAUCUGAAAAGAAGGGCUGCCUUUUUAUUUUGUUAAAUAUUUCUUGAUCUCCAUGUAAAACCAAAAUGAUUAUUGACAACGUGAUUAGAGAUUUUGGACCUGUAGCUAGCCCGGUGGACUGCAUGAGAAGAGUUAUUGGUGUAACUCCUUUUUAUAAACUAUCAGACUCGUUCGUUAUAGCUUGUAUUAGCCUCAGAAAGACUAGAAACGAAUAAUAGUGGUCAAGCUGGAUCGUUGUGGCACGAACCACCGCACUGCAUGUUGGGUAAAUGAGGUAUGAAUGUAUUGUCACGUUUGAUCUCGCUUUGUUCUUCGAAAGAAUAUCAGCAGUUCGAGCUUUAUAUCCUACAACCAUCUCUUUCCACACCUCAAAAUGACCCCACUCAUGUUCUGCUUUAUGUGUAUGCGCACAUGUCUGUAUGUAAAAUGAAUGCUUGUGAUUUUAUUGUUCAAUUUUAGAAUCUUCUAACUAGAGAUGUUUUAUCCUUCAAAUGCUAUUUUUUAUUUUAUUUUCAUUGUUGUGCAAGGGUUAUAUUAUGUUUUUUAUUUCCUGAAGAUGAUCUCGCUUGUACAUAAGGGCAGAAGAAGACCUUAAGUUCUAUCUUUUU
Poecilia reticulata (guppy) is the source of this 5978-nucleotide messenger RNA. RefSeq names its product solute carrier family 12 member 6 (gene slc12a6). Gene Ontology annotation, cellular component: plasma membrane. Gene Ontology annotation, biological process: chloride ion homeostasis; chemical synaptic transmission; cell volume homeostasis. Gene Ontology annotation, molecular function: potassium:chloride symporter activity. The record is from RefSeq and is a predicted model, not a curated record. NCBI's taxonomy places the organism in Eukaryota, Metazoa, Chordata, Actinopteri, Cyprinodontiformes, Poeciliidae.